GUUUGUGGGGAAGCGAAACUGGGGGAGGAGGAGGCGGCUCUGGCAGCGGCAGGGCCAGGCCUGGUGGCGGCGGCAUCGGCGGCCUGAUCCCCCCCUCUCCGCUCCUUGGCAGCUCGCCCUCUUCCCUCAGCCAACAAUGAGGAGGAGAAAUGAUUCAGAAUGCACUGCCCCUCUCAAGAAACAGAAGAAAAGAGUUGCAGAGCUUGCUCUGAACCUCAGCUCUACAUCUGAUGAUGAACCUCCCUCCUCUGUCAAUCAUGCAGCAAAAGCAUCUGCUACAAGCCUAAGUGGGUCUGACAGUGAGACUGAGGGGAAGCAACGCAGCUCAGACUCUUUUGAUGAUGCAUUCAAAGCAGACUCUCUUGUGGAGGGAACUUCUUCUCGCUAUUCCAUGUAUAACAGCGUGUCCCAGAAGCUUAUGGCCAAGAUGGGCUUCAAGGAAGGUGAAGGAUUGGGUAAAUACAGCCAGGGUCGGAAAGACAUCGUUGAGGCCUCUAAUCAGAAAGGUCGACGAGGCUUGGGUCUGACGCUGCAAGGCUUUGACCAAGAGCUGAAUGUGGACUGGCGAGCUGAGCCAGAGCCCAGUGCCUGUGAGCAGGUGUCAUGGUUCCCAGAAUGUACCACUGAAAUUCCUGACACUCAGGAAAUGAGCGAUUGGAUGGUUGUGGGAAAGAGAAAGAUGAUUAUUGAAGAUGAAACAGAGUUUUGUGGGGAAGAGCUGCUUCACAGUGUGUUGCAAUGUAAGGGUGAUGCUCACCUUCAGGUUCUGAUUCUCUCUGGGCAGAAUGUGUUUGAUGUCCUGGAUGGGGAGGAGAUGCGGCGAGCUCGGACCCGGGCCAAUCCCUACGAGAUGAUCCGAGGAGUCUUCUUCCUAAACAGGGCGGCAAUGAAGAUGGCUAACAUGGAUUUUGUGUUCGAUCGCAUGUUUACAAAUCCGAGGGACUCUUAUGGGAAACCACUGGUGAAGGACCGGGAAGCUGAGCUUCUAUACUUUGCUGACGUCUGUGCAGGCCCAGGUGGCUUCUCGGAGUAUGUGCUGUGGAGGAAGAAGUGGCACGCAAAGGGCUUUGGAAUGACUCUGAAGGGUCCUAACGAUUUUAAGCUGGAAGACUUCUACUCGGCCUCCAGUGAGCUCUUCGAACCCUACUAUGGUGAGGGUGGGAUCGAUGGAGAUGGAGACAUCACCCGCCCGGAGAACAUCACUGCUUUUCGGAAUUUUGUCCUGGAUAACACAGAUCGCAAGGGUGUCCACUUUCUGAUGGCUGAUGGGGGUUUCUCAGUGGAAGGACAGGAGAACCUGCAGGAGAUCCUCAGCAAACAGCUGCUGCUCUGUCAGUUCCUCAUGGCGCUGUCCGUUGUCCGGACAGGAGGCCACUUCAUCUGUAAAACCUUUGACCUCUUCACACCUUUCAGUGUGGGGCUCAUCUACCUGCUGUACUGCUGCUUUGAACGAGUAUGUCUCUUUAAGCCGAUCACCAGCCGUCCUGCCAACUCAGAGAGGUAUGUGGUGUGCAAGGGCCUGAAGGUGGGCAUCGAUGACGUGCGGGAUUACCUCUUCUCAGUCAAUAUUAAACUCAACCAGCUGCGGAACACCGAUUCCGACGUCAACCUUGUGGUCCCCUUGGAGGUGAUCAAGGGAGACCAUGAAUUUACUGACUACGUGAUACGGUCCAAUGAAAGCCAUUGUAGCCUGCAGAUCAAAGCUCUGGCCAAAAUCCAUGCCUUUGUUCAAGACACGACACUAAGUGAGCCUCGGCAGGCAGAGAUCCGGAAAGAGUGCCUCCGGCUUUGGGGGAUCCCAGACCAGGCUAGAGUUGCUCCUUCUUCCACAGACCCAAAAUCUAAGUUCUUCGAGCUAAUCCAGGGCACCGAGAUCGACAUCUUCAGCUAUAAGCCCACGCUGCUUACUUCCAAAACCCUGGAGAAGAUCCGCCCAGUGCUCGACUACCGCUGCAUGGUGUCUGGCAGUGAGCAGAAGUUCCUCAUCGGCCUGGGGAAGUCUCAGAUCUACACAUGGGAUGGCCGCCAGUCAGACCGCUGGGUCAAGCUGGACCUGAAGACAGAGCUACCUCGGGACACUCUGCUCUCUGUGGAGAUUGUCCAUGAGCUGAAAGGGGAGGGGAAGGCCCAGCGGAAGAUUAGUGCCAUCCACAUCCUCGAUGUCCUUGUGCUGAAUGGCAGCGACGUGCGGGAGCAGCACUUUAACCAACGAAUUCAGCUUGCUGAGAAAUUUGUGAAAGCUGUUUCCAAGCCCAGUCGGCCUGACAUGAAUCCCAUCAGGGUGAAGGAGGUAUACAGGCUGGAGGAGAUGGAGAAGAUUUUUGUCAGGUUGGAAAUGAAGAUCAUCAAGGGCUCCAGUGGCACGCCAAAGCUCAGCUAUACAGGGCGGGACGACCGGCACUUUGUACCCACUGGCCUCUACAUUGUCAGGACAGUGAAUGAGCCAUGGACUAUGGGAUUCAGCAAAAGCUUCAAGAGGAAGUUCUUCUACAACAAGAAAACCAAGAACUCUACCUUUGACCUCCCUUCAGACGCCAUUGCUCCAUUUCACAUCUGCUACUACGGCCGGCUCUUCUGGGAGUGGGGGGAUGGCAUCCGUGUGCAUGACUCCCAGAAGCCCCAGGACCCAGACAAGCUGUCCAAGGAGGACGUCCUCUCCUUCAUCCAGACGCACAGCGCCUGAGGAUGCCCUCCCCUGCCGAAUGCCCUGUCGUUCCCUGAGCCUGGCCGUGAGGUUGGUGGCCUCCUCUGAAGAGCUCAGUUGGGGCCUUCUGGGACACUUUUUGGAAUUCCCUCCCCGGAGCCCUGCCUGGGAACUGUCUCCCCUGCUGGGACUCAGCCUGAAGGAUGUAGCUCCUACAGCACGUUUGAGGUCAGGGCCCAGGGCACAUGGGGCCAGUGGAGGAUGUGUCUGUCAGAGGGCAGCAGGGCUCUGCCAUUCCUUCCUGUAUCCUGUAGACUCACUUUUCUGAGUUCCACACAGUGCCCUGAGGGCGGCCAUGCUCCUGCUUUGCCCAACUUUUUAUUGGGCCGACCCUGAGAGGCAGGAGGCCUGCUGUUGUGAGCUGGCCAGGAGCAGCUGCUAUAUAAAUCAAGGUUUUGUUUCUUUGAACUUGCUCUGUUUUGAUGCCAAGUUGGAGAUUUUGUCUCCUCCCCCUACCCUCUCCUGGUCUUCCCUGGAGUUCUUCCCAGCCCAAACCUCUGACCGUCCCGCAGGCCGGGAAGGGAGGCAUGUGGACCCCACAUCUCUGACACCACGUCAGGAUGCAGGUAGCAUUGUCUGGUGGUAGGUGCGACUGCUUCCUGGGGUUGUAGAGCCUUCCUGGGCCUCACCCCUUUUGAUCCAAACCUCGGGCAGCUCUAGAAGGGGAGGAAGCAGCCUUGAAGACCUGCCAUUUUCUAUGCGCCAAACAGUAGUGGCCCCACUGUAACAGAGGUCCUGUUGGGUUGGGUUGCACUCAGUCCUCUGGCAAUCAUGGCACUCCCGCUUGUUCCAGCCACCUUGCCACCCUCCCCCCUCCGUUUUUUCAUCCCCAGCAGGAGGCACAGUUGCUUUUGUUUGUCCUUUUGUGGUCACUCCAUUUCCUCUGUCUUGGCGGGGUGGAGGGGGAAGCUGGGCAGUAGCUUUGGGUGGGGGAGGGAACCUGUGGUUGUUUUUAAUGGGAAAUACCUCUCAGAGAUGCUCCUGUGGGCUCUCUAGGGUCUCAUCCCAGUGCUAGACUGGUUUCCAUGGAGAUAGAGGGCACUGAGGCUCCCCAUGAGGUUGGAAGUGACUCCACCUCAGGGGUCUCAGGCCAGCAUCCCCCAGGCUGUCAGCAGCACCGCUGAGAUGCUGUAUUUCCACCCAAUUCUGGGUAUCAGUGUGUCUUGCAGAAUCUUGGAUCAUUAAAGAUAAACAUAUUUUUAA
Messenger RNA from Delphinapterus leucas (beluga whale), 3907 nucleotides. RefSeq names its product cap methyltransferase 1 (gene CMTR1). Gene Ontology annotation, cellular component: nucleus; cytoplasm. Lineage: Eukaryota; Metazoa; Chordata; Mammalia; Artiodactyla; Monodontidae. The record is from RefSeq and is a predicted model, not a curated record. Gene Ontology annotation, molecular function: nucleic acid binding; protein binding; methyltransferase cap1 activity. Gene Ontology annotation, biological process: methylation; 7-methylguanosine mRNA capping.